AUGCGUUUCCAAACACGCUUGACACAACAGUACUCUGGCACGUCGAUGGAGAACAUACACAUCCAGGUAAACCCAAGUGAUAUUAAUGCUGAGUGGCUGAGAGAUUCGACAAAUCAGUUAGCACAGUAUCAGCUUCUUGCAAAGACCUCUCCUGAGAUUUCCAAUCUCAUCAAAGGAGCAAUUGCAACGCAGGCCGAAUUCGUUAUUGAAAGUCCUUACUGCAAUGCCUUCCAGCCUCCAAAUCCUUCAGGCCUUGAUCCUUCGAACAAUGGGCAGCAAGAUGCAGUUCACCCUAUCUAUGAGCCAUCCAAUGUUUUUGAGUGCAAGUAUGAAUUGGACAGCUUAGCCAACUUUUUAUCGUUAGGCAAUCAGUACCAUGCUGCCACUGGUAGCACAAAAUUUCUAACCAACCGUUGGUUUCUUGCGCUGAGGACUGUUCUGGAAGUGCUCUAUACCCAAUCUCAGCCGACAUUCGAUUCGUCACACCACUUACGUAUCAAUGAAUACACAUUUCAAAGGUUGACCAAUACUGGUACAGAAACGCUGAAUCUGCGAGGCAUCGGAAAUCCUCUGGGCAAUGGUACCGGUCUUGUUCGAAGUGCCUUUCGACCAUCUGAUGAUGCAACGAUUUUCAACUUCUUUAUCCCAGCAAACGCUAUGAUGUCUGUCGAACUCAAUCGCACCGCCGACAUUCUCCGUGCCUUCUCUUCGACUCUUAGCGAGAAGAGUGAUAGGAAGAACGUACAAGCAUUCAUUCAGCAGCUAGACUCGUUCUCAAGUUCGAUCAAAGAAGGAAUUCUCGAGCAUGCAGUUGUGGAUCAUCCUCUCUUUGGCAAAGUCCUUGCCUACGAGACUGAUGGUUAUGCGUCACAUCUCUUCAUGGACGAUGCCAAUGUGCCAUCUCUCCUGUCCUUACCAUUACUUGGCUUCCUCGACAAGAACAACGAGCUCUACAAAAACACACGCCGUAUGAUCCUCUCCAGCAAAGGCAACCCUUACUUCCUGACCGGGCCAGCUUUCGAAGGUAUUGGUGGUCCACAUAUCGGUCUCACGAAUGCAUGGCCAAUGAGUGUGCUUGUCCAAGCAAUGACCUCAGAUAAUGAUACCGAAAUCUUAGAAUGCCUCGAACGUGUAAAAAGAGUGAGUGUCUUUGGACUGAUCAAUGAAAGUGUGGACGUAAUGAGAGGGGUAGACGCGAGAACAGGCACGGGCAUGACGCGAAGUUGGUUUGCAUGGGCCAACAGCGUGUUUGCUCAGUGUAUACUAUGGCUCGCCAAGGAGAAACCGCAUCUGGUGUUUGAAGAUGGCAGUCAGGCGUACAUUGUUGGCGAAGGUUUCGUGAAUACAUAG
Molecule: messenger RNA, 1350 nt
Organism: Lithohypha guttulata
Lineage: Eukaryota; Fungi; Ascomycota; Eurotiomycetes; Chaetothyriales; Trichomeriaceae
Exons: 2
Coding region: 1-1350 (449 amino acids)
Biological process (GO): carbohydrate metabolic process
Source: RefSeq, a predicted model, not a curated record